GGCGCUGCGGAGCGCCGCUGCGUCGCCCGGAAGCGAGGCGUUGUUGCCGUUGCUCGGUGAGGAGGCGGCGACGAUGGCGGCGGCGGAGCAGCGCUACCCGCGGAGCUCCAUCGAGGAUGACUUCAACUACGGCAGCAACGUGGCCUCGGCCAGCGUCCACAUCCGCAUGGCUUUUCUACGGAAAGUCUACAGCAUUCUCUCAGUUCAAGUUCUUUUGACCACAGUCACAUCUGCAAUUUUUCUGUACUGUACUGGAGUUCAGACAUUUGUGCAUGAAAGGCCUGCCUUGCUUUUGAUAUCUGCAUUUGGAUCUUUUGCUAUAAUCUUAGCAUUGACACUGUACAGACACCAACAUCCUGUUAAUUUAUACCUCCUUUUUGGAUUUACCCUUUUGGAAGCACUGACAGUUGCUAUUACAGUGAGUUUCUACGAUGUAUCCAUCGUCUUCCAAGCCUUUAUUCUUACUACUGCUGUAUUCCUUGGACUGACUGCAUAUACCUUGCAAUCAAAGAGAGACUUCAGCAAAUUUGGAGCAGGCCUCUUUGCUUGUUUGUGGAUUUUAAUCAUCUCAGGGUUCUUGAGGCUUUUUUUUUAUAGUGAGACAAUGGAGUUGGUGUUUGCUGCCGCUGGAGCGCUUCUGUUCUGUGGAUUUAUUAUUUAUGACACUCAUUUGCUGAUGCACAAAUUAUCCCCUGAAGAGUACAUAUUGGCUGCAAUCAAUCUCUACCUGGACAUCAUCAAUCUGUUCUUACACCUGCUGCGUUUACUAGAGGCAUUUAAUAAAAAGUAAUCAAAUGCAGUAUGGUUUGAAUAUAGCAUAUAUAAAGUUAAGUACCUAAAUAGUGUUAGUUUGGGUGAUCUACAAACUGUAUAGUUUUAUCUUCUAGAGACUGCAUCUCUAUUACUUUUUCAUUCCAUGAAUAUUGAUCCCUCCCUAGAAAUGAAAGGCUUUUCGUGUAGCUGACAAUUCUUUUCCAGAAUAUCUGUGUUAGUUAGAUGUAGCCAUUUCAGUCACUUUAAUUACUUAACUUAAUUUGCACUUUCCAUAAUUCAUGAUCAAAACAUUUGCCAGCUUCUGGUUUCUCUAGAAUAAGCUAUCAGAAAGCCUCUAUCUGCUAUUCUGUAGCUGCUGGAAAUGUUUCCCUUGGGGUUUUAUGCAUAUAGCAUAAAGGUAUUCUCAGUUUAUCAUUGUGCAAUGGCUUACUAAGCUAAACAUUUCUUUUGUUUUUUUGUUUGGUAAAAUGGAACACCCUCUCUAAAAGGGAGGUUCUAUUCCUGUUAUAGGCUUUCAUAUUAUUAUGUAAGCAGGGAGGGUAUUAAAACACUUCAAGAGAAUGUUCUUCAUUUAUUAAGAGUAAUUUAUUGCUUAUCUUUCAGUAUUCUGAAAAAUCAUUUAAAGAUGGAAUGUGGCAUCUUACCGACUUGCAUAUAUUAAGAUUAAUUAUCUGCCAGUAAAAAUUGGAAAACCUUUAGUCUUUCCUUGCAGCUCCGUGGAGGAGCAAACUUCAGGGGGCUGAGAAUGAAAAAUGUAAACCAUCAGUUGGCAGGCAAGCACUUGCUAAUUGGGCAGAAGCACCGUGACGGUGGCUGCUUUCCAGGCUGUCGAAAUGCUGAAAUGGCAGGCAGGGUAAAACAUUUUCAGUUGAUUUCUUGCUUAAAUAUUUAAUGUUGAUGUCUGAAGUACUGUUUGCCUUUCACCUGUCACAGCAGUGACAAAGAGGUGAAGUGAUAUGUAUUUCUGGCCUUAAAGCCGGGACGUUUCAUGGCCGUGUGUAUUUUCCAUGCUGGAGUUUUUACUGGGGGAUGCUGACAAAGGAAGUCUGCAAACUGUUUGUUUUGAGCCAGUGUGAUGGUAUCUCUUUUCUGACUUAAGGUUUUGUUGAGAAAUGUGUGGAAGUAGCCAAAAAUAAAGCUUCACUUUUUCCUUGUGA
Messenger RNA from Dromaius novaehollandiae (emu), 1931 nucleotides. RefSeq names its product transmembrane BAX inhibitor motif containing 4 (gene TMBIM4). The record is from RefSeq and is a predicted model, not a curated record. The coding region runs from base 74 to 790 and encodes 238 amino acids. Lineage: Eukaryota; Metazoa; Chordata; Aves; Casuariiformes; Dromaiidae. The transcript is spliced from 7 exons. Gene Ontology annotation, biological process: negative regulation of apoptotic process.